Messenger RNA from Capronia coronata CBS 617.96, 852 nucleotides. RefSeq lists its product as uncharacterized. Gene Ontology annotation, biological process: fatty acid beta-oxidation. The transcript has 2 exons. The record is from RefSeq and is a predicted model, not a curated record. Bases 1 to 852 code for a protein of 283 amino acids. Gene Ontology annotation, cellular component: mitochondrion. Gene Ontology annotation, molecular function: enoyl-CoA hydratase activity. NCBI's taxonomy places the organism in Eukaryota, Fungi, Ascomycota, Eurotiomycetes, Chaetothyriales, Herpotrichiellaceae.
AUGUCGUCGUCUAUCAAAACCGAGUUCCCUUCACCCCCUUCCGACCCAUCAAUUCUGCUAUCCUACCCAACACCCUUUGUUCUUCUCGUAACGAUCAACCGCCCACGCCAAAUGAACAGCAUCCCUUUCCCUGUGCACUGGCACCUCCACCGCAUUUUUGACUGGUUCGAUCGAGAACCCACUCUCCGCGUCGCCGUCAUCACUGGUGCGGGCCCGAAAGCCUUCUGUGCGGGCCAGGACUUGAUCGAGCUUGGCAAACGCGAUCCCAAGGUCCUCGAGGAGAAGCCGUAUUUGGCCAUGCACCCUUCCUCUGGGUUCGGGGGGAUUAGUCGCAGGGUAGGGAAGAAGCCGAUCAUUGCGGCGGUGAAUGGGUUUGCAUUGGGUGGUGGAUUUGAGAUUGUUUUGAAUUGCGACAUGACAGUCGCCUCUCCCACAGCCACAUUCGGCCUCCCCGAAUCUCUGCGCGGCAUCUACGCCGGCGCCGGCGGUCUCCCCCGUCUCGUGCGCAACAUCGGCCUCCCACUCGCCUCCGAAAUCAGCAUGGCAGGCCGCACGCUUUCCGCGUCAGAAGCUCUCCGUCUGAACCUGAUCAACCACGUGUCCAAAUCGCAGGACUCGUGUGUCGCCGAGGCCGUUGAACUGGCCAAAAGAGUCGCCGAAAUCAGUCCUGACGCCAUCAUCGUCACGAGGGCGGCACUGCGGGUGACGUGGGAGACGGCGAGUGUGGAGAGAGGGUAUCAGUUGGUCGAUGAGAGGUUUAGGAAAGGUUUGAUGGGAGGGGAGAAUGCGAGGGAGGGGUUGGCUGCUUUUGCGGAGAAGAGGAAACCGGUCUGGAAGGCUAGUAAAUUGUGA